Molecule: messenger RNA, 7515 nt
Organism: Pan troglodytes (chimpanzee)
Lineage: Eukaryota; Metazoa; Chordata; Mammalia; Primates; Hominidae
Gene: CLDN16
Product: claudin 16
Exons: 5
Coding region: 296-1213 (305 amino acids)
Cellular component (GO): membrane; bicellular tight junction
Molecular function (GO): structural molecule activity
Source: RefSeq, a predicted model, not a curated record
AUUAAAAUAGUCCUAACAAUAAAACAACACUCAGUCAACCGUGUAGCCUUCUUCUGAGUGGGGAGGAGAAUAGCUCACUCUCCCUAGAGGGCCUAAGAAAGAUCAGUUUACAGGUUCCAGCAUGGGGUGGGACCCUUCCUGCUUUCCCCGUCUUGGCACUGGCACUUGGUCUGGUGACCACCACUAGCCCACAGUUGGGUCGGAAAACGUUACAGAACCCCUCUCUCCCCCACCCGAAACACACUCAGCCCUUGCACUGACCUGCCUUCUGAUUGGAGGCUGGUUGCUUCGGAUAAUGACCUCCAGGACCCCACUGUUGGUUACAGCCUGUUUGUAUUAUUCUUACUGCAACUCAAGACACCUGCAGCAGGGUGUGAGAAAAAGUAAAAGACCAGUAUUUUCACAUUGCCAGGUACCAGAAACACAGAAGACUGACACCCGCCACUUAAGUGGGGCCAGGGCUGGUGUCUGCCCAUGUUGCCAUCUGGAUGGGCUGCUUGCCACAAUGAGGGAUCUUCUUCAAUACAUCGCUUGCUUCUUUGCCUUUUUCUCUGCUGGGUUUUUGAUUGUGGCCACCUGGACUGACUGUUGGAUGGUGAAUGCUGAUGACUCUCUGGAGGUGAGCACAAAAUGCCGAGGCCUCUGGUGGGAAUGCGUCACAAAUGCUUUUGAUGGGAUUCGCACCUGUGAUGAGUACGAUUCCAUACUUGCGGAGCAUCCCUUGAAGCUGGUGGUAACUCGAGCGUUGAUGAUUACUGCAGAUAUUCUAGCUGGGUUUGGAUUUCUCACCCUGCUCCUUGGUCUUGACUGCGUGAAAUUCCUCCCUGAUGAGCCGUACAUUAAAGUCCGCAUCUGCUUUGUUGCUGGAACCACAUUACUAAUAGCAGGUACCCCAGGAAUCAUUGGCUCUGUGUGGUAUGCUGUUGAUGUGUAUGUGGAACGUUCUACUUUGGUUUUGCACAAUGUAUUUCUUGGUAUCCAAUAUAAAUUUGGUUGGUCCUGUUGGCUCGGAAUGGCUGGGUCUCUGGGUUGCUUUUUGGCUGGAGCUGUUCUCACCUGCUGCUUAUAUCUUUUUAAAGAUGUUGGACCUGAGAGAAACUAUCCUUAUUCCUUGAGGAAAGCCUAUUCAGCCGCGGGUGUUUCCAUGGCCAAGUCAUACUCAGCCCCUCGCACAGAGACGGCCAAAAUGUAUGCUGUAGACACAAGGGUGUAAAAUGCACGUCUCAGUGUGUGUUUGCAUAUGAUUUCAUCAAUCAGUAUGGUUACAUUGAUAAAAUAGUCAAUCCAGGAACAGUUAUUUAGAAUUCAUAUUGAAUUAAAUUAAUUGCUAGCUUAAUCAAAAUGUUUGAUUCUCCUAUACUUUUUCUUUCUAUUACUCUUAUAUUUUCACGUCAUUCUCUCUGCUAACCUUCCACCUUAUGUACACACUUUCCCUAUAUUUUAAGAUAAGUCUGCUAGGAUGUAGAAAUAUUUGUUUGUGAUUUCUAUAUAGCUAUUAGAGAUUAUGACACAGUAAUAUUAAAAUGAAAUGAUACUUAAACAGAAAGCAAUUUCAAAAGAGGCCAGGGACCCUAAUCUUUGAGGAUAUGAAGAAACUUACUUUUCUCCCUGGCUUUUGGUUCACUUUUUGUACUUUUAACAAGUGGGUGAAUUAUUUGAUAAUUUUGAGGAAGAUUAUUCUUUUAAAUUCAAACUAGUAUAUCAAUGCCUACCAUUACUCUGAUUAUAUUAAAACAGAAAAAGGAAAUAACAACUUCGUAUACCAGCCACUGGUGAGAGUUAAAGACAAGAGCUGCCCCCCCCCCACCCCCAAAUGUCAAAGGCAAAUGCUAAAUUGAUACUGGCGCUCGUGGUGACUUUCUACCUCACUAACAACAUAAGGGAUCUCCAUAUUAUUUCACCACUAUUCUAGCUUUGCUGAUAUAUUGCCAAAUGAUUAGACUACAGAAUAGUUCAACCAGAGAAUUUACUCAUUUAUUGAUUAAACAUCCAAAUACUAUUGUAAUAUACUAUGUUAAAAUUCAUCAAUUCAAGUGCCCACACACCACUGAAUCAUCAGCACCAAGCAAUAUAUUAGACAUAUGGCAAAAUUCAACAAAUAUAUUUUGAUAUAAAUAAAUAAACGUUCACGACUUUACUUAAAAAAUCAAUGUUGCGGCUGGGCACGGUAGCUCGCGUCUGUAAUCCCCGCACUUUGGGAGGCCAAGGCGGGUGGAUCACGAGGUCAAGAGACGGAGACCAUCCUGGCUAACAUGGUGAAACCCCGUCUCUACUAAAAAUACAAAAAUUAGCCGGGCGUGGUGGCGGCGCCUGUAGUCCCAGCUACUCGGGAGGCUGAGGCAGGAGAAUCGUUUGAACCCAGGAGGUGGAGGUUGCAGUGAGCGGAGAUCACACCAUUGCACUCCAGUCUGGCAACAGAGCGAGACUCCAUCUCAAAAAACAAAAAUAAAUAAAUAAAUAAAUAAAUAUUCUUCAUAAAAUGUGGGUUUUGGGGAAAUACAGAAUUACAUAUACAUUUAACGAAGUCGCUAAUGACAUUUCAUUCACAUUCAUAAUGUAACCAUCUUGAAUUUUUUUAAUUGUAGCGAUUUUAAAAAUGUAAAAUUUAAUUUCCAGUUUUCUAAUUACUUGUCAGUCACAUUAAUAACAUUAGUACCUUUACAGUACCCUUGCAGUACCUGAAAAGAAUAUCAACUCACCCAGAAAUUAGUUCUUUGAAAAAAAAGAAAUUAAGUUGUGAAUUUCUAAAGACCUUGAAAUAAGUGUUUCAAAUUUAAAGAACAAAGAAUGAUGUGAAAAUGAGAUUAUGAUUCCUACUACAUGAAUUAACGUUUCGAAAUUGCUGUUUAUUACUUCCCAGAGUAUCUUUAACAGUAUUCUCUGAAGCAGUUCCAAUCUAGUUGGAGAAUUAACAGCAAUUGAUUUAACUAUCUCAUUUUUAUUAACUGUAAUUGACAUUAAAAAUAUUUGUAAAUCAUACUCAUUAGUUAUUUGAUCAUUGUUCUAUGCAUUUUAAAAUUAAUUUUGUGUUGUUCCUCUCAAUAUUUGUUUUUAACAUUUAUUCCCAUUUUUAUUUUAUACUAUUGUCUGUCAUGCUUUAUGUAUUCCAAGAAGUCUCUUGAAAUCCUUGUGGGGAAAGGCAGGACAAAAAUAAUUAGUUAAUUAGAUUUGAAAAAUGUAAUUUUUCCAUUUUAAAUAUUUCGUUUGUAUAAGAAAAUAUUUCAGAGAACCAUGAUGAUAAUGGAUAUGUGUGACUGUUUUGAAUUUUUUUCUCAAUUAAAACAUUUUGUAUGUAAUGGGAGGAAUGUCAAGAUUUGCUUUUUAAUUUAUUUGAAACAUUCAUUUCUAAUUCAUUGUAAUUUAAUGACGCUUCCCAAAAUAAAGCAUAAAGAAGACUAUGCUUUGUAUGGCAACUAGUGAACAACAAAACAAAUAUUAAAUGAUGAAGCUGUAAUUAUUGACAGGUUGUGAUGUAACAGGGCAAGAAAGAAAAAAGUGGUAUAAUCCAAAGGCAUAUACAGGUAAGAUUAUUAGAUUGAAACAUUAAAAUAGCUCACUAAAUACUGGGUACUACUAUUUAGGCAUGGCUACUAAUUGCAAUAUAAGAAAAGAAAAAAUUUUAAAAAUUGGACAAUGCUAUUUAUCCACCCCUUCAUUAACUACUUUCUUUCUAAGAUCAAAUUUUUAAAUUAAAAUUACCUUUCAUUUUUAUAAAAUCUGUAUAUGUGCAUUGUAAAAUCUUUGUGUAAAAAACACAAAGAUUCAAAAAUAUAUCUUAUUUAAAUACCAAGGCAACAUUAUCACCAAAUUCUCUCUACCUGGGACAUCACUACUCCUAAAACUUUAUUGAAUCUCUACACAGCCUCCCACAUAUUCUCUAUUUGUGCACAUACCCGUAAAGACACAUUCAUAUAAAUAUGUAUCUCUUUUUGAAGAGAUCAUUUCAUAUGUUGCUUUAUAUUUACGUUUUUUCUUAUUUAACUACCUCUGAUUUAUGGUAAGCAAUACAUUUCACAUCUAAUACCUAGUCUAUGUUUAAAUCUCUUCAAACAUUUAAAAACAUUCUGCACAGCUACUUUGUCAAAACAAGGAUCUGCCUUUCAUUUUGUUAAGUCCCUUAAGUCUCUUUUAAUCAAGUUACACUUUUUUCCCACUGAUCUUGACUUGUUAAAACAGCAGGACCAGUUUUUGUACACUUUGUUCCACCUUCUGGAUUUGUCUGGGGAUGUCAUGUAGCUUAAUUUCUCAAUGCCUUGUAUUUUCAGUAAUGGAAGUUUAAAUCUAAAGACUAGAUGGAAUCAAGCUAAAUAGUUUGUAGAAUACAACAUAGAUGAUGUGACAGCAUACCUGGAGACCUAAUAAGUGGUUGAUUUACUCUUAGUUUAAAUGCUAAAAUUGUUCACUGGAUUAGAAAGUUGGUGAGCUUACCCCUCAAUUUUUCUGUGCGUGUGUGUAUGUAUAUAUACACACAGAGAAUAUAUAUACAUAUAUAUAUGGAAUAUAUAUAAAUGGAUAUAUAUGUAAUAUACGGAUAUAUAAUAUAUGGAUAUAUAAUAUAUAGAUUUAAUAUGGAUUAAUAGGUGGAGUUUAUAUAUCCAGGGUUGCAUUGAGUGUCUGCAGCUUUUCCAGGCACAUGGGUGCAAGCUGUCAGUGGAUCUACCAUUUCAAAUGGCAGUAUUUUAUAUAUUCAUAUAUUAAUCCAUAGUAAAGAAGUACAUAUAUAUAUUUCAUUAAUAAAAACAAGUAAUCAAUGUAGUGUUAUUGUGAAACUAUGGGAAUACCAUAUUCCUCAUCAACCGUAUACAUGAUAGUUUUAACAAUUGAUAAUUCUUAUCUGUGCUAAUGCUUUCAUAAAGAUUUGUAGAAAGAGAACUUUCUAAUUCUAUUGCAUCUGCAUCUUUCAUAGAAAUUCUUCUGUAAAAAAGCCUUUGCCCCUUCACUGGAGUCUGUUCAAGUUAGCCUGAAAGGAUAGGAUGAAUAUUCAGUUCUUUCCCUCUAUUCGCCAAUUUACUAAUACAAACUAAGGAGCUUGUUUUUUAGUGAUAUGAUAUAUAAUUUAUUUUCCAAAUUGGUACACUUUUGAGAAAAAAAGUGAGCGCCAUUAAUCAUGAAGUAAGGAUGUUCCUCAGAAAGCAAGGCCAUAUGGUCUCUCUCUUAAAGAGUUAUGUGUACAAUUUUUUAGUAGUUUUCCAUUUCUGACUAUUAGUAUAGAAUUAUAGAUUUUCUUUAAUUCAAUGUUUAAUCCACUGUAAUCAUUAUUGUUUUGGUACUCAAAUUAUUAAAUGUUUGAUCAAUAGAGACUGCUUAAGCUAGCUCCUAUGUGUUCUUGACACAGGCCUAUUAAUAUUUUUUUCAGUAGUCUUAAUGUUGAAGUGUAUGUAGAAAAUUACAAGUUUAUAGCUAGAUAGAUUCUUACAAUGUGAAUAUACCUAUACAAUCAAUAUUAUGUUAAGAAAUAGUGUUGCAGCUUUUGUAGUUUGGUGUGCAGGAGGGAAUGGCACCCGGUAGCUUUUAUUCUCCCCCAUUGCUUGGCAAGCAGGAAGGAGGGUUACUGUGUUAGAGGAUUCCUCCAGUGCUGCUUCUCCAGCUUGAAAUCUCUGGCUGCCAUGACCUCUGCCUGGGGCUGUGCUCCAGCCUGCCAAGCUCACUCUGUCCACUCGGCUCAGCAGACUGAACUCAGCUCAUGCCCUGGCCUGGAUCCCACACCCACCAUAGGAUCUGCACUCAGCCUGUGGCUGGACCAGGCAUGCCACAAGCAGCUUCCAUACUGGGCAUUGGUGUCUACACAGGGGGAAUGUGGAGGCACCUGAAAACCUGGAGAUGCCAACAACUGUGGAGCCCCAAGGAGUGUUAAAGCUCUUGCACAGGGCGUCCUGAGAUCUGAGUAUCAAGAAAUGUUACACCUUUCUCUUGUUCCCACCACACACAGCUUGGUGAGUUCCAGGUUCUUGUCCCGUGACCAAAAAGAAUAAGGCACGCAGACACUGGAUAGUGAGUAGGGCAAGGAAGAAUUUUAUUGAGUGACAGAGAAAAGCUCUCAAAGGAGAAGGGACCCAAGAAUGGGUAGCUCUUUUUUGAGAGGGGGCCUGAAGGUGGGUAGGCCUCUGUGAGACUGAGUCCGGGGUUUUUAUGGGCUUUGAAUGGGGGAGUACAUGCUGAUUGGUCCAUGGGUGAAUUGGGAAAAGCACCAAUUGAUUGAUUAAAAGACAUCAAGGAAGUUCUCACUCCCAUCAUGGACUCUACCCAUAACUCACAGCUCAGUUUUCAGGCUUUAAACUGCCUUUGGCUUGAAGGUCAGUUUUCACCAGGGACCUGUCCCUGUCUGCCUAGGAAUUUGUAUGUCUCCUGUCACUGUCGAUAGCCAAUCACUACCAACUCUCCCCCACAACACCACUGUGCAAGAAGUUCUGGACCCAGCCAUUAUUCUCACAAUCCGGUGGGUAAUCCCUAUCCUGAUUUCAAACACUAUAGAUUAGUUUUUCUCUAUUUCUGAACUAUUAUGUAUUUAACUCUUUUUGUCUGGCUUCUUUCACUUACUAUUAUGUUGUGAGGGUCAACAUUCCUUUAUAUUGUUGUAUAUGAUUUAGUUUGUUUAUCUUCAUUGCUGUAGAAUAUUAUCUUGCAUAAAUAUAACACAAAUGUUUAAUCCAUUUUAUGGGACAUGAAUAUUUAAUUUGUUCCCAAUUUUGGCAAUUGCAAAUAGUGCUGCUAUGAGCACUGUUGGACACAAUUUUGAGAGACAUAUGCACUCCUUUGUCUUAGAAAUAUACACAGGAUGAGGAUUGCUCCAUCAGAGGUUGUAUUAGUCUGUUCUCAACUGCUAUAAAGAACUGCCCAAGACUGGGUAAUUUAUAAAGGAAAGAGAUUUAAUUGACUCACAGUUCUGCAUGGCUUGGGAAACCUCAAUAACUUACAAUCAUGGUGGAAGGGAAAGCAGGCACAUCUUACAUGGCAGCCAGUGAGAGAGAGCAAUCAUUUGAAGGAGGAACUGUCAAAGGCUUAUAAAACCAUCAGAUCUCAUGAGAACUCACUAUCACAAGAACAGCAUGAGGAAAUCUGCCUCCAUGAUCCAAUCACUUCCCAUUCUCAACACGUGGGGAAUACAGAUCACUUCCUCGACACAUGGAGAUUAUAAUUUGAGAUGAUAUUUUGGUGGGGAGGCAGAAUAAAACCAUAUCAUUGCACUCCUGGUCCCUCCCAAAUCUCAUGUCUUUCACAUUCAAAACCAAUCAUGCCUCCCCAACAGUCCCCCAAAGACUUAACUCAUUUCAGCACUAAUCUGAAAGUAUAAGUCCAAAGUUUCAUCUGAGACAAGGCAAGUCCCUUCCACUCAGAAGCCUGUAAAAUCAAAAGCAAGUUAGUUACUUCCAAGAUAAAAUGGGGUUAGAGACAUUGGAUAAAUGCUCUUAUUCCAAAUGGAAGAAAUUGACCAAAACAAAGGGGCCACAGGCCCCAUGCCAGUCCAAAACCCAGUGGGGGCAAUCAUUAAAUUUUAAAGCCCCAAAAAUGAUCUCU